Zalophus californianus (California sea lion) is the source of this 1220-nucleotide messenger RNA. RefSeq names its product apoptosis and caspase activation inhibitor (gene AVEN). The transcript is spliced from 6 exons. The coding region runs from base 138 to 1202 and encodes 354 amino acids. The record is from RefSeq and is a predicted model, not a curated record. NCBI's taxonomy places the organism in Eukaryota, Metazoa, Chordata, Mammalia, Carnivora, Otariidae. Gene Ontology annotation, biological process: negative regulation of G2/M transition of mitotic cell cycle.
GGCCGCCCCGCCCCCGCCGCGGCCGGUUUCCAUCCCCGGCCCCGCACCCCGCGCUCGCCGCCACCGGGGGCCCGUCGCUCGCGGCUCCUCUGAGCCACCCGUUUCCGGUGGGGCCAGGGCGUCUCCGCGGCGGCCAGAUGCAGGCGGACCGAGGAGCUCGGGGCGGCCGUGGCCGCCGGCCCGGCCGUGACCGGCCCGGCGGAGACCGCGACCGGGCGGGAGCCGCAGGGGCAGUGGCGAGAGGCGGCGGCGGCGGGGACAGUGGCGGCCGCCGGGGUCGCGGCCGGGGCUUCCGAGGCGGCCGCGGCGGCCGAGGAGGAGGCGCCCCGCGAGGCGGCCGCCGGGAGCCAGGAGGUCGGGGCGCCGGGGCCAGAGCGCCGGUUGAAGAUGACAGUGAUGCAGAGACCUAUGGAGAAGAGAAUGAGGAACAGGGAAAUUAUUCUAAAAGAAAGAUAGUCUCUAACUGGGAUCGAUAUCAGGAUACUGAAAAAGAGGUCAAUAAUGAAAGUGGAGAAUCACAGAGGGGGACGGACUUCAGUGUUCUCCUCAGCUCAGCAGGGGACUCCUUCUCACAGUUCCGGUUUGUUGAGGAGAAAGAGUGGGAUGGUGAAGCUUCAUGUCCAAAACAGAAUUCAGCAUUUUAUGUGGACUGUGAGUCGCUGGCUCGAGCCCUUCAAGAACUGCCUCUCUCACUCCGACUCAAUGUUGCUGCCGAACUGGUCCAGACCACCCUUCCUUUAGAGCUUCCUCAGGUGAAACCAAAGAGAAGUGAGGAAGGCAAAGGACUGGGGAUGCAGUUAAAAGGGCCCCUGGGCUCUGGAGGAAAGGGCUCCAUCUCCGAGCUGAAAUUGGCCGCUGCUGGCUGCCCCACGUACCUGGAUAAAGAUGGCCCAAGCCCCACUCCCUCACAGGGUUCUCGGAAACCCAGCGCCCCACUGCAGUCAGCAGCGGACCACUUGGAGGAAGAAUUAGACCUGCUGCUUAGUUUAGAUGCACCUGUGAGAGAGGGAGAGAACAUCACACCAGACCGGACCUGUCAGGACCAAGAAUCUGAGAAAGAUGGGAAGGUGGCCCAAGAAGAAAAAGGUCCUGCAGAGCUCUCUGUGAUGGAAGAAAAGAAUGUGGAAUCUGAGCAACCAAGGCCAUCAAAAACUAUUACUGAGGAAGAGCUUGAAGACUGGUUGGACAGCAUGAUUUCCUAACAUGAAAGAAAAAGGGGG